This is a messenger RNA of Cydia strobilella, 968 nucleotides long. RefSeq lists its product as uncharacterized. The record is from RefSeq and is a predicted model, not a curated record. The transcript is spliced from 5 exons. NCBI's taxonomy places the organism in Eukaryota, Metazoa, Arthropoda, Insecta, Lepidoptera, Tortricidae. Bases 111 to 830 code for a protein of 239 amino acids.
CGGGCGCUCCGCUUAGUGCCUUACCUGCCGCGAGGGGCUUCGCGCGCGUCCGCUGCGCUUGUGUUUACAUCGCGUGUGAUGGUUCGGUGACAGACACACAGGAUACAACCAUGGCGUGUGCCCGAGGGAUCUGCACCGCGGACAAAGUUUUCAUAUUCAUCAACAUCGCUUUUGCGAUGUACAGCGGCGCCCUCCUAGCGACAGCAGCCCGUCUAGCCUGGGACCCGAGCACAUACACAUGGUUCCGCUUCCUCUGCGCGGCGCAGUACCGGGCCUCGGCCGCUUACGUGCUGGCGGCUGGCUUGUGGCUGGCAGCUUUGGUCUAUCUGGCCGCGGCCGCUGCCGCCAACCAUCCUCAUCAGCCAUCGACGAAGCCGCGCUGCUUACAUCUGUACGCAGCCGGUGUGGUCUGCCUCGCCGUGAGUGAAGUCGGCUACGGGGCGUGGAUGGCGGCGUCGCUGGCUGCCUGGUGGCGUGAGGCGCCAGAAGCCGAGCUGGCCAGGAAAGGCAUGGAUCUGAUGCACGACUUGAAGCCCAUGCUGCUGGCUGUUGAGCGGUACAGGGACGUGGCGAGGCCGGUGCUCGAAAUGCUUGAUGAGGUCGAGCACAAAGCCCCUAACAACGUAUACGUCAUCAUGGUGUUCGGACUAGUGGGCAUGGUGUUGCAAGUGGUCGCGUUCGUGAUGGCGCGGCGCCUGGCGCGCCGGGCGCCUCCUCAGGAGGAUAAGGAGGACAAGGAGGCCAGCGCCUGCGUGGAGGAGAGCGAGGAGCCGGGCUGGAGGAAGAAGGCGAAUCUACGGAUGUAUACUAUUCUUGAUAAGAUUUUCUAGCAGGACGCCUCGGCCCCCGGGCCCCCGCCCCCGCCGCCAUUACCCAGCGCGCCCCCCGGCCCCUCCCCGCCGGCGCCGCGCUUCCGGAAACGUUCCAAAAAACGACGCGGCCGGGCCCCCGGCGCCCUGAACAAGGAC